AUUUAAAAUGGAAUACGAGGACAUCCAGGAAGAUAUAGAGGCAAAUAAGGAAGAAAUUGAGAACCAGCUAGAUUCUUACUCCGACCUUGCAGGAGCUGACCAGAAAGCAGCCCUUGCCAAGAUUAAUAAGUUGAUCAAGGAGAUGGAGUCCAAUACAAAGGAUUUUAGACAGAGCUAUUUAGGAGCUGAUAUCCCCAUUGUGAAGGAGGCAGAGCUUAAAGAUAACUACCAGAGCUAUGUAGACCUAGCGAAAGAAUACAAAGAACGAGUCCAGAGGCUGAACAUGGUGGUUGAUUCUCAGAGUGAAGAGAAAGAUGAAGAGAGCCUUGUCUUUAAAAAUGGCAAAAUUGAUUAUAACAAGAAUACUACAGAACAAGUCGUCAAACAUGGAUUAGAUACCCAAGAUAAGUCAAAGAAGGUCGCUGAGAGACUUGAAGGUAGAGUUCAUGAGAUGAAUGACAUGGCUGAUGACCAACUUGAAGAACUUGAUAGACAAGAAGAAGUCAUCCUCAAAAUUAACGAGGCAAAUAUGGAGAUUGAAAGUGACAUGAAGAGAGCUCAGAAAUAUAUCAAAUACUUUGCAAGAACUUACAUGCAGGAUAAGUGCAUUAUAGUCCUGAUUUUCCUCUGAUGUGUUGCAAUUUUAGGAGUCUUCAUUGUAGCUCUCAUCGAUGAUAAGUAAUAAAAUAUUUACUUACUGAUAUUAAAUAAUUUUCACAAGCUUUUUGUCGGAUGGUGCAGCAGAAAGAAUUUUAACAUUGAUAUCCUCCCUUUUCUUCAGUAUUGGUGAUCA
This is a messenger RNA of Moneuplotes crassus, 793 nucleotides long. Lineage: Eukaryota; Ciliophora; Spirotrichea; Euplotida; Euplotidae. The record is from the annotation of a GenBank genome assembly.